Rana temporaria (common frog) is the source of this 954-nucleotide messenger RNA. Its product is annotated as olfactory receptor-like protein OLF4. The transcript has 2 exons. Gene Ontology annotation, cellular component: membrane. Gene Ontology annotation, biological process: G protein-coupled receptor signaling pathway. Gene Ontology annotation, molecular function: G protein-coupled receptor activity; olfactory receptor activity. Bases 1 to 954 code for a protein of 317 amino acids. NCBI's taxonomy places the organism in Eukaryota, Metazoa, Chordata, Amphibia, Anura, Ranidae. The record is from RefSeq and is a predicted model, not a curated record.
AUGGGGAAUCUGGGCUAUGGACAGGAAUAUCUUAUGGAAAGCAACAAAUCUAUUCUAGAAUUCUACAUCUUGCCAUUCUUCAUGACAGCUGACAAUAAACUGUUUAUAUUCAACGUUGUCUUCUUUUUCCUAAUCUAUUUCAUUGGAAUUCUUGUAAACCUCGUUAUCAUUACAGUGAUAUGUUUGGAUUUCCAUUUGCACACCCCGAUGUAUCUGUUUAUCUGCAACCUGUCCAUUAUUGAUAUAUGCUACACAACCGUUAAUAUUCCAAAACUUCUCUACAUCUUACUCUCUGGAAAUAACAUCAUAUCCUUCACACAAUGCUUUAUCCAGAUGUAUUUUAUUUUUCUAUCAGGCAUUACUGAGAUCACGAUUAUUUUUAUAAUGGCGUAUGAUCGAUAUGUUGCCAUUUGUUACCCGUUAGACUAUCACCGUAUACUUAACAAGAAAAUCUGCAUAUUGUUAACGAUGGUCAUCUGGAUCAGCGGUUGUUUAAAUUCAUCUUUACUUACAAGUUCCAUCUUAAAAAUGGUCUUCUGUUCUUCUUUUACCAUUCACCAGAUCUUCUGUGAUGCUAAAGCUCUCAUCAAUAUUGCCUGCGGUGGUACUGAAAUGUUUUACAUUGUAAUGUAUGUAGAGUGUUUACUAUUUGGGGUCUGUCCAGUUAUGUGCAACUUGACAUCAUAUGUACAGAUUAUCAGGGUCAUACUACGUAUUAAAUCUAAGGAUGGCAGAAAAAAAGCCUUCUCCACCUGCUCAUCCCACCUCAUAGUUAUGGCCAUCUACUAUGCAUCUGGUACAGCUGUGUAUAUGAUACCCCCAUCAGAUCGCUAUGACCUACUGGAACAGAUCUUAACCGUGUUCUACACUACAGUGGUUCCCAUGUUGAACCCUCUCAUAUACAGUCUACGAAACAAAGAAAUAAAUAGUUCUUUGCAGAAAUUGUUGCCAUAA